This is a messenger RNA of Dictyostelium purpureum, 941 nucleotides long. RefSeq lists its product as uncharacterized. The record is from RefSeq and is a predicted model, not a curated record. Gene Ontology annotation, cellular component: histone deacetylase complex. The annotation marks the transcript as partial. Lineage: Eukaryota; Evosea; Eumycetozoa; Dictyosteliales; Dictyosteliaceae. The transcript is spliced from 2 exons. Gene Ontology annotation, biological process: regulation of DNA-templated transcription. Gene Ontology annotation, molecular function: transcription coregulator activity; protein binding.
ACCACAACAACAAUUACUACCACCACAACAACAAUUAUCUUCAAUUUCAAAUCUUUUACAAACUUCAAACUAUUCAAAUAAUAACCAAUCUUCUUAUUUAAAUAACAAUGAUGGUUAUCAAUCUGAUAUAGGUGUAUACUCACCAGCCAAUUUUAACUCACAACCAAAUGGCUCACCAUCUGUAAACUUAAAACUUUUAGAAAUCAAAUCUUUAAAAAAAUAUAAUGCCAUUCACAGACUUAAGGUUUCUCACUCGCCAUCAAAAACAGAACUUGUAUCAGCUGUUAUUCAACAUUUUGCCCAUCAAAAUAUCGACGAGGAUACAAUCAUUACAUCAUUUUUAAAAAGAGUUAAAAGCGAAUCAAGAAUUAGACAAUUAGAAAAGGUUUAAACAUCAAAACGAUCAUUUUAUUAAUUGCCCUUUCUCAUAUUCCUCAAUUCCUGUAUAAUAUCUCCAUCCUAUGGCUUUUAUUUAUUUAUUUAUUAUAAAUGUUUUUUUAAAUAUAUUUAUUCUUUUUAAAAUAUUCCCUCCUCUUUAUAUUUUUCUCCCCAUCAAUUUUAUGUUACCAAAAUAACAUUGGAUUGGUAAUUUUUCUUUUUUUUUCCCAUCCUCUUUUUUCACAUUAUAGAUUUUUUAUUAUAAUUUUUUUUUUUUUUCAUUAUUAUUAAUCUUUUUUGAAAUAUUUCUAUUUGUAUUGUUUUGUUGUUAUUAUCGAUAUUUAACAUAGUUUCUUUAUUAUUAAAGAAAUUUGUACAUAUAAAAAUUAUUUAUGUUAAAUAAUAUAAUCACAUUCAUACACACACAAUAUUUUAAAAAGGCAAUAAAACAAAAAAAGAAAAAAAUAAAUAAAAUGUAUUAUUAAUUUUAAAAAACCAUCUUUUCCUUCUAAUUUUAUAAAAGAUCUAAAAUAAAUUAAAGUUUACAAAUCAAAAAAAAAAUU